AUCAUUAACUAAAAAUGAGAUGUAUAUAGUAAAGAUUGCAUUUGACUGAGACCUCAGUCAUGAUGUUUCCUCAUGGUUUGUAUUGGACUCUGUUGAUGUUGUAUAUUGGACAAUGUUUUAGUAAAGAUCUGCAGUUUCAGGAGUUUAAUGGGGCAACAGGAAAAAAUGUAGUGUUUGCCCCUGAAGAUCUACCAUACAUUCCUUCACAGAUUAUUUUUAUUACAUGGGCUUUUGGAGUGGAUAAUAUUCUUACCUUUAACAAUGGUGAAAAUAAAGUUUCUCAAGACUAUGAAGGCAGAGUUAAUCUGAACACCACCACUGCUGCUCUGGAGCUCAAGAACUUGAGGCUGAAUGAUUCUGGGUCAUACAAACUGACAGUAAUAACAACUCCACAAACCUAUACAGGGCAAACUUCACUCAAAGUGUAUGAAACAGUAUCUGACACAACACUCACCAGUCUACAAAAAUCAUUAAUAGAGAAUGUAUCAAGUGCUAACAUAAUCUGUGAAGGAAGCGGUGACAUCACUUCUGUGGAAUGGAUGAAAGACAAUAAUCCACUGAUACCCAGCGACAGAAUCAUCUUCUCAUCUGAUAACAGAUCAGUGUUGAUCAGUCCAGUGAACAGAUCAGACAGUGGAGAAUAUCAAUGUACAUUAAGAAACCCUGCCAGCUCCGAAACUGCAAACCUCAGACUUAUCAUCAACUAUGGACCAGAAAAUGUUUUUAUUAAUGGUUCGAAUGAAGUGGAUUUAGGCCGUCUUGUGUCACUGUCUUGCUCUGCCACUUCUGUACCUUCUGCUUCAUUCACCUGGAGGUUUAAUGGAUCAGACACCGGUGUAACCACAAACACAUUUACCAUUGAUAAGAGUGACAUCACACACAGUGGAGAUUACAUCUGCACAGCCCACAAUGAUGUCACAGAGAAAAAUGUCUCUCAAAGACAUCUAUUAGUAGUUAAAGAAGGUGGUGUUGCAGGUGGAGGGCUGUCAACAGGAGCAAUAGUUGGGAUUGUCAUUGGAGUUUUAGUGGCAGUCGCAGGCAUUUGUGGUUUAAUUUUCUACUUUGUAAAAACAAAUAAAAUGACAAAAGUACGCCUGAGUGUUAAAGGACCAGCCAAUAAAGCACCUCAUAGAAAUCCAGAGGCCGAGUUGAAUUAUGUAGAUAUCAGCCCUGCACCGAAGGCUGGUGGAGGAGGAGUGAAUCUAGGGAAUACGAAUGAAUCUAGGACAGAGUAUGCACAAAUAACACAUGGGAUCUCAGGGAAACCAAGAGCUCCUCCACCUCCCUAUGGAAGUCAGCCAUCAAACCCCUCCUCAUUACCAGAAGGGAUCACCUAUGCACAGAUGAGGAAAUGAAACUCAACUGACACGCCAUCUGAGUUCACAGAGUAUUCCUGCAUGUUGCACAUUUUAGAUAUUGUUAUAUCUCUGUAGAAGCAUUUUUCUUUAAAUUAUUAUUGUGAAAGUGAAAUCUAACAUUUUGAGUAAGGUAUGCUGUAAUUGAUUUGACCUGUUGGGUUGAAAAAUAAAGUCUACUGUAUUUUCAAAAUGAUACAGCAAACAUACAAUGCAGUAUAUAGUAUACAAAAAUAUUAUA
Molecule: messenger RNA, 1596 nt
Organism: Paramisgurnus dabryanus
Lineage: Eukaryota; Metazoa; Chordata; Actinopteri; Cypriniformes; Cobitidae
Product: cell adhesion molecule CEACAM6-like
Source: RefSeq, a predicted model, not a curated record